This is a messenger RNA of Pseudophryne corroboree (corroboree frog), 4920 nucleotides long. RefSeq names its product cordon-bleu WH2 repeat protein like 1 (gene COBLL1). NCBI's taxonomy places the organism in Eukaryota, Metazoa, Chordata, Amphibia, Anura, Myobatrachidae. The transcript has 15 exons. The record is from RefSeq and is a predicted model, not a curated record. Bases 373 to 4095 code for a protein of 1240 amino acids. Gene Ontology annotation, molecular function: actin monomer binding.
CUGCCACCAGUCACACAGGUGCUCUCGCUGCAGUAAUACCCAGUUGGACUUUGCCCCUCCCCAGCUGCAGAGCCAGGAAAAAGAACACAAGACGAUUUCUACUUUGACCGAAAGGGGAAUGUGAGGGAGAGAGAGAGAGGAUCUGCAUAAUGAGCAGGGCCAUGCCAGCAAUCAAGCCCGAACUUGCAUGAUAAACUCCCAGCAAACCGCUGCACAGAGAGAGUUAAACGUGUUGCAGAGGAUAGAGGGAGGGAGCCCAGAGGCUGGCACUGCGAGGACUGAGCACAACAGACAGCCUCUGUUUCCCAGGGAAUCACUGAAGAGAAGUGUGCGGAAGACUCAGCUCAGCAGCUGGAGGAGACGCUGCUUGGUAUGGACGACUCAGGAUCUUGGUCUGAAGCUUCCAGUCCUGAAGCAUCCCUGCCUCCUUCAGGGAAGAAAGCCAAAGGCAAGGCUCCUCUUCCUCCUGGAGAAGCCAGGUACUCUGACAGCUUGCCAUCAUUUGAUUCAGCAGACACUGUACAGUACAACAUGGAUCAGAAGGAGAACAUCAUUGAUAGAGACAUUGAGCUAAAAGUAGUUCUUCCUGGGGACCGGCUCACAUCAACCAUCGUGAAUGGCAGCAAACCCAUGAUGGACCUCCUGGUAUUCCUAUGUGCACAGUACCAUUUAAACCCAUCUACCUACACAAUAGAUCUAAUCGCGGCCGAUAACAGUCAGCUUAAGUUCAAACCCAACACGCCCAUUGGAAUGCUGGAAGUGGAGAGCGUUGUUCUGAAGUCGAAAAAUCUGGAUGAUAAAACUAGAAAACCUGGUCCAACAGUGCCAGAGCAAACGGUUCGUCUGGUAAUAAACUACAAAAGAACUCAGAAGACAGUAAUGAGAGUCAGCCCUUUUAUUUCUCUACAAGAUCUCAUCCGCUCAAUCAGCAGUAAAUGUGAAUUUGAUCCUCGAACUACAGUGUUGCUACAUGACUACGAGUCACAAAAACCCCUAGACAUAACAAAGUCCCUGAAUGAUCUUGGCUUAAGGGAACUGUAUGCAAUGGAUCACAGCAAAGCUGCAUCUCCUACAGAGUUCAGGCCGCCACCUUUGCAGGAGUCUUACCAGAAUAUGGAAGUGAAACAUAAUGAAGACAAACGGUUCUUCAACUUUUUCCGUAGAAGUACUAAAAAGAAACGUGACCAGACUAACAGUGCCCCUGCUACUCCAUUGCUCAAUAAACCAAGGCCAUCAAAUAUAGUGAGAACGAACACUGUCUCAAAGUCCUAUGAUUCAAACACAAUGCCUUCCGAUGUUCCAAAGAAACGGAGAGCCCCACUGCCUCCUAUGUACCCGCCACAUAAUGCUGCAAAUGACACAACCCACGGGCAAAUUCGUACUUCAUCUUGUGUUGUAAAGUCUGUCAGUGUUGAUGAAACAGAGAGGACCCUACCAGGAUAUAACAGAUGUAGAACUGGCUCUUUUCAGCAUAGCAUGACCUCUUCAUAUGACUCUUCUUUGAGAAGGACAAAGCGGAAAGCCCCACUGCCACCAUCACCGCCUCCAAAAACACUGCAGGACAGUAACCAGGAGAAUGAUGAAACAAAACACCUAAAAACAUCUAAUGAUGAAAAAAGUAAUCACGUGACCUCUCCAGCAGUUGAUGUAAUAUCUGAGCCAGAGUUGCAGGAAAUUGAGAAAAAAGAGGAGUUAAAUUUUCGGCCCAAGGACGAAGCCAGUUCCACUUCUAAAGAAGACAAAAAUAAUUCUACCAAGGAAGAAACAAGUGGUUCUAUCAAGGAAGAAAAAAGUGACUUUGCCAAGGAAGAAACAAGUGGUUCUACCAAGGAAGAAACCAGUUUAUCUUCCGCUGAAGAACGUUCAGAUGCACAUACUGUAGCCGUUGAUACAGUUGUAACUUCUGAAACACAAACUUGUUCUGUGCUUUCUAAUGCAGUAAAUACAGUUAUGAUUUCAGAAGAUGAGAUAGCACAUAGCACGCAAGAGCAUUUCCUAAAAGAUGAAACUGUACCUGAAAGUACAACACUGGACUAUGACAAGGAUGGUGAAAGUGAAAUUAGUACCACAACCACUGGACCGGCGAACCAUGAAAUAUUUGAAAGUAAAGCAGUUGUUACGGAACAGACCUCCCAAGCCUUGCCAUGUGAGCAGCCUAAUGAAACUACAAAUCUUGUUUUCCAAAAGAAUAGCCACAUUAGUCAGACUGAAACGGAAGUGAAUUUGAAGCUUGCCAGCAUGGAAAAGGGAAAAACUCAGGAUUCAGCUGUUCAAACUGUAAAUUUUGACACUGAUGUGGAGAUAACUGCUGAAAAGGAAUUAGAAAAUUAUCAGGGUAAUUCUUAUUCAACAUCUGUGAGCAGCACUUCUAGUCUCCAGCAUGAACUUAAUGGUCACACAAGUCAGCAGAUACAAGUCUAUGAGCAGAAAACUUUGGCAACAGGAAUAGAACAAAAUAAAUUGGAAUUUGUCGACAGUCUCAGGGAAGAUGUGCAUACCCAAACAGUUCAGGAGAACAUUGUUGAAGGUCCACAAUCAAAAACAUUCCAGUUAUAUAGGCAGCAUUCCGACCCCAGGCCUAAGCCAUCCAAUGAACUCACAAGAGACUAUCUUCCCAAGAUUGGAAUGACUACUUACAAAAUUGUUCCACAGAGAUUGUAUGAUGUAGAAAGAUGUGUGGAGUCAGAAAGUUCACAGGAUGCACAAAGUUCUAUAUAUUCAAGUGUGAGUGAACAGUAUAAAAGUCAUACUGUUACAGAUAGCAAUAAUACAUCGUCUCUUGGUCCGAUUGGUGAAAAAAGUGAACUUUCAACAGUGGUGAAAAAUGGAAAUCACUCACCACAAGGGGCAAGCGUCAUCCCAGUCAGUACGAUUUCUAAAAAUAUUGCUGACCCAAGUCGGAAAGUCCACCUUGCAUUAGCAAGAAGUUCAUCCUCUGCUCCCAUCUUAAAAACGGAUAAUACAACUAUUCCUGAGAUCAAAACAAAGACAAAUCCUAUAAGCCCAGUUAAAGGUCCCAGUUCCUUCUACUUACAGAUGCAGAGGAGAGCUUCAAGCAUGUACGUGACCUCUGCUAUUGCCAAAUCAAAACCUUCAACUGUGGCUACAAACAGUACUGUUAAACUUAAAGAUCUAGGUAAUGAAGCUUCACAGAUAACUAUUAAAACCCUUCCCUCUAGAUAUAAUGUGUUAAAUCUAUCUUCUAGCUUAGAGGAAAAAAAACAGGAAGACUCAUCAAUGUUAGCAGAAAGACCUCGUGAGAUAAAAAAUGGUGAAAUUAUCGCAGAACCUGGAAACAUUAGUAGUGUACGGUCUUACGUUGAAAGAGAGUCUAAACAAAGCAAGGUAACAAAUGAGGUUCCUCCUUCUAAAGUUUCUGUAGAAUACAAGAAGCAUGUGUCAUUUGAAGAGAAUAAGCAAAAUGUUGACCACGUUCCAUCUAUGGAAGGGAAACUUUUUGAAGCCACAAAUAUGUUAUCUAAUGUCUCCUCUGCUGAGACUAGGUCUCAGGUGAGACAACACGAGUAUCAGACAGAAACUGUUUCAACAGCACCUAGCAAACCAGUGCGACCUGUGAGCUCUCCGACUGGUCAGUCUGCUCCAUUAAGCUUGCAAAAGUUAAGAACUUUUGCCACCCCGAGACCAUUUCUGGGUGCAAAUCCUACUUCUUUUACGCCUGCUGUUACAUCAGCAGUUAAACGGUCUCAGUCAUUCACUUCUGGUACCUCACCUAUCAAACAGCCAUUAAAUGUGGAUGCUCCUAUUGGAUGGUCUCCAGUUACUUCUCCAAGUGAGUCAAAGAACAGUUAUCCGCUCUUCACAGUACGUUCACAGGAACAGACCGAAAAUCAGACACUAACCCCUGAACUAAAAUACAGAGUGCAUAGUCCGCCUCCUGUUCCUGAAAAAAAGACUACCAUAUCUUUUCAAAGUUCUGACCCAGAACAGCUGCGCCAGAGUAUCAUGGCUGCCAUUCGUUCGGGAGAGGCUGCUGCCAACCUGAAAAGGAUCACUAUACGCUCAAACACUAUUGCUAUUAAUGGAAGACCUAGAAUUGGACAUCCAGUGUUCUCAGAAUCGCUACCCGAAAUCUAGAGUUUGUGCCAAAAAUCUUGCCUUUCCAUAUUACAUCAGCUGCAUAUACCAAGUUAUUAGUUAUACUGUAUGUUUAAGUGUUGUGCGUUAAAUUAAAGUAUCUAUUAAUAUAUUAAAAUAAUAUGCAAUAUUACAGUAUCUUUCAUAGGAAAGAUUAAGAAAAAAAAUGUUUGUAAGUAACUUAAAGUAAAUAUUUCACUGGAUCCUCUAGUGUGUUUUUUGUUUGUUUUUGUUUUGCUUUACCGCAUAAUGCUGAAUAAAAAAUACAAUGCACUUUGUACUAAGCAAAAUAAUAAUUAGAGGAUUCAGUGACGGUUUACUUUAAGUAUAUUAUGUGGCCUGCCAUUUUCUAUAAUCGUAGAUGUUUUUGUUCUAAUGACUGGUUAUCAAAAUCUAAAUAUAAUAUGAAACUUAGAGAUCGUUACAAAGAUCAAUAUUUGCUGUUAUUUGUAAAUUUAAAUUCUGCAAAGUUUUCUUUUUCUUUGAACAUGGUGUAAUAAUUCUUUAAAUAAUUUUGAAUCAUUUACUGUAUAUAACUGCCAUUAUUGCCUCAAUGUUGCAAAGAUAAUUUAAAUCUGCUACAAGCAGCAUACACCCGAAUUCCAAUUAAAAUGUUACUGUACCUGUUACGUGACCUUAAAUCUACUUUUUCAUUUUUUCAUGUGUAUUGUUGUUUUCUGACAGAUGUAAAGAAAAUUGUAAGCUUUAAUAAAUGUUUACUACUUUUAUAUUACCUUCAAGCCUAUCCGCAUACACAAAUUCACACUGUAUCCUCCACUUUAUAACUGAAUUUCUUCCACUGCCAAAUAAAAGAUUUUAGUUCUA